Messenger RNA from Equus quagga, 2253 nucleotides. It is a transcript of the gene EDN1, whose product is annotated as endothelin 1. Gene Ontology annotation, biological process: regulation of systemic arterial blood pressure by endothelin; vein smooth muscle contraction; regulation of vasoconstriction. The record is from RefSeq and is a predicted model, not a curated record. Gene Ontology annotation, molecular function: endothelin B receptor binding; endothelin A receptor binding; hormone activity. The transcript has 5 exons. NCBI's taxonomy places the organism in Eukaryota, Metazoa, Chordata, Mammalia, Perissodactyla, Equidae. Gene Ontology annotation, cellular component: extracellular region. The coding region runs from base 518 to 1126 and encodes 202 amino acids.
AGGUCUCCAAUGGGUAUUUUCUUUUUCUUAGCCCUGCCCCUGAAUUGUCAGACGGCGGGCGUCUGCCUCUGAAGUUCGCAGUGAUUUCCUUUAGAGCCUGGCCUUAUCUCCGGCUGCACGUUGCCUGUUGGUGACUAAUAACACAAUAACAUUGUCUGGGGCUGGAAUAAAGUUGGAGCUGUUUACCCCCACUCUAUGGGGGUUCAAUAUAAAAAGGCGGCGGAGAGCUGUCCGAGCCAGACGCGCUUCUGCAUCUGUGCUGGGGCGAGCGCCCAGAGGGACCUCGGGGCUCCGCCGCUGUCCCCGCGCGCCACCACCGCGUGCGUCUUCAGACGGCUCCCGCUGCCUUCUUUCUCUCCUGGCAGAAACUUCUUUUUCUCCCCAUUAGAGAGCACUUAGGCUGCAGGAUCGCUUUGAGAUCUGAAUAACCAGAAGCGCUUGGAGGGAGCUGAAGCUGUUUUUCUUCGUUUUCCUUUGGGUUUAGCUCGCGGGAGAGACUUUUGAUCCUUUUUCCAGAAUGGAUUAUUUCCCCAUGAUUUUCUCUCUGCUGUUUGUGGCGUUCCAAGGAGCUCCAGAAACAGUGGUCUUGGGGGCCGAGCUCAGCACAGAAGCGGACGGCGGAGGGGAGAAGCCCUCUCCCAGUGCGCCCUGGAGGGCCCGCCGGUCCAAGCGCUGCUCCUGCUCCUCCUUGAUGGAUAAAGAGUGUGUCUACUUCUGCCACCUCGACAUCAUCUGGGUCAACACUCCCGAGCACAUUGUUCCAUAUGGACUUGGAAGCCCUUCCAGGUCCAAGCGAUCCUUAAAGGAAUUAUUUUCUACAAAGGCCACAGACCACAGGAAUAGAUGCCAAUGUGCUAGCCAAAAAGACAAGAAGUGCUGGAAUUUUUGCCAAGCAGGAAAAGAACUCAGGGGCCAAGACACUAUGGAGAAAGGCUGGAAUAACCAAAAGAAAGGAAAAGACUGUUCCAAGCUUGGAGAGAAGUGUAUUCAUCAACAGCUAGUGGAAGGAAGAAAAAUAAGAAGGUUGGAGGCCAUCAGCAACAGCAUCAAAACAUCUUUUCGUAUUGCAAAGCUAAAAGCCGAGCUCUACAGAGAGAAGAAAGUGACCCACAACCGAGCACACUGAUUCCAGAUCCUCUGGGCCUGUCUGCAGCCAUCUCCUUCACGGAGAGCUGUGUGCCCAACUCUGCACUCUCUCCACACUGGCUGGGAUUAGAGCAAAAGCAUCUUCUCUGCUUAGACCGUUUCUUGUUCCAGACUGACAGAGGACCAGCAUCCUUGUUCUGAACAUUCCAAGAAAGACUAUGGAGUCCCCCAACCCAUCUUCACUUGCUCCCAUCCGUGGUAACUGCUUUCGUCUUCUCUUCGUUUGGGGUGACAGUGGACCCAUCAAAGAAAGCAGAGAGACACAGUGACCCGCCAGUUAGGGUGGCAUCCUCCAGAGGGAGGUGAAGAGAUUCCACGUGCAGGUGGAGCUCCCGAAGAGGGUCCCAAGGGAGUGUUUGUGUCUCACUCAGGCGCCUGGCACAUUUCAGGGAGAAACUCCAAAGUCCACGCGAAGAUUUUCUAAGGAAUGCACAAAUCGAAAACACUCGAAGGACAAACACUCGAGUAAAAUAAAAAGACUUUUUUUUAAUUCAUAAAAUGCAAAACUGAAAGGAACUAUUCCUACUGUAAAUCAGGAUGUGUUUCAUGAAUGCGUCUACCUCACCUGUAGUGCACUCUGGCAGAAGUAUUUCCCCACCUUUAAUUAUUGCCUCCUCAAGCUCUUCCCCUCCUGCCACUCUCUCCCCCAACCCCCCACACUAAGUCCUAGCCUCAUAGAAGUCUAGUCUAAUGUGUGUGUCAGUAGUAGAUAUAACAUUUUCAUGGUAAUCUACUGGCUCUGAUCCAUAAGAAAAAAACGAUAAUUAAAUCAGGAGAUUGCCUUGCCUUGAUUUUUGGAAACACAAUGGUAUAGGGUUCUUUAUGACAGACAUUGAAGAGGAAACAUUGGUUAUGCUUUCAAGCAGUAAAAUUAUUUUCCUUUAUGUAACCGGCUAAUGGAAGAGGUUGGAUUAAAUUUGGAUGUACUUAUUUUUUUAUAGAUAUUUAUAUUCAAACAAUUUAUUCCUUAUAUUUACCAUGUUAAAUAUAUGUUUGGGCAGGCCAUAUUGGUCUAUGUAUUUUUUUAAAAUGUAUUUCUGAAUGAAAUUGAGAAAAUGCUUUGUUUUGCCUAUCAAGGUAAUGACGUUAGAAAAUAAAUAUUUUUUU